AUGACGGUGGUAUUGUUUCAGGUUGCCGCCACCGUUGCCCAGGAUUACGAAGUCUCUGACAUUCAGUGCAGCGGCGCAGGAUCAGCCGCCGAUCUCCUGACAGCGAAGAUCAAAAGACCAGUUGGCUUCAGAGGGGCGCCGCUCUUUGCCGACGACAGAUCCGCCAAUCCGCUCACCGACAUUCACUGCCAGAUCAGGCCAGAUCCCAACGAUCCUCAGGAAGAUAACUACUUCCUGAAGGUGACUGACUUCUCGAGAUGCGGCAUCCUGAAAAGAAACGGUUUCAUUCAUCUGCGAAUAUGGUUUCCGGCAUUUCCCGGCGUUGUAAUGUUAGCUGAUCAAGAAUUGAUCUUGAUGUGUCGACCACCUGAACCCACGUUACUCCGACACAAAGCCGCCGGUUUCGCUGGAACCUUUCCACACGGAGCAAGAGUAUCGGGAGUCGUCGAAGAAACUCCUGGACGACUGGAAUACGAGGUGGCCCUUUACCGCGAGGCCACAGGCAAUGUAUCAGACGCAUCAGGGUCGCAGGCUGUCGAUCAAGCGGUUCCGAUCGGUACAAAGCUUCAGUUAAGAGCUCGAAUCAGUGCAGACAGUGCAUGGGGUUACAUUAAACUGUUGGAAGUGACCGUUAGUCCUGAUCCCGAUCAGCCUCACGCACCAGGAAGUGUCGUGUUGGUAAAGGACGGCUGUAGAAAUCGAGAUUUCGCGUCAAUAAUUCCUCAUCAGCCAGCCCGUUAUCGGGAGAGAAAGAACGAAGUUUUCCUCGAUUUCGAAGCCUUUCUCCUUAGCUCCAUGAGAGAACGAUCCACGCUGUGGAUCCACUCGCAGAUCAAGGCUUGCAUGGAACCGCAAGACUGCCAACCGGACUUUUGUCUCGAUCUUUUUGAACCGGCGGGGCACGGAAGAAAGAGGAAACGAUCUAUUGAAGAAAGCAUGAAUGAAUAUUUUCCUAAAGUCGAUCGUUUAAUAAAAGAAUACAAUGAUUCGAUACCUUAUACAAAAUUUAAGGAAAACAUCGAAUACACGGUGAUAAUGCCUGAUGAUUUGUAUCAAAAAGUUGCUGCUGGACUUGAGAACAGUUGUGGUAAUUUCCUUUACGUUGCAACCGGAUUAGGUACACUUUUGGUUCUGUCAGCCUUUAUCAUGUGUUAUCUAGCAACACGACUUCAUAAUUUAUCGUCGUCUAUACCACAAAAUAAAUCAAUCGACGAACUAGUACGAGACCGUGCUAGAAAAUAUUCUGAACCAACACCAGGCUACACCGGUCGAUCUACAGUACAAUAG
Molecule: messenger RNA, 1287 nt
Organism: Heterotrigona itama
Lineage: Eukaryota; Metazoa; Arthropoda; Insecta; Hymenoptera; Apidae
Source: the annotation of a GenBank genome assembly